Messenger RNA from Symbiodinium sp. CCMP2456, 1236 nucleotides. Lineage: Eukaryota; Dinophyceae; Suessiales; Symbiodiniaceae. The record is from the annotation of a GenBank genome assembly.
AUGGCCAAGAUCAAUGGGAGACAGUGGGGCGCAAGAAGCAGACGAAGGCCAGUGCACAAGAAUCAGUGCAUUCAGAGUUCUGGCAAAGAGAAGAAGAAAGCCAAGGACGAGGAGGCGGAGGCAGAGGUGGAUGUCAAGAACGAUCACCUUCCUGGCCAUAGACAGGACCACAUGAGUCAAGAACAGGACGAGUGGUCAACGGUGAAGAACAAAAAGCAAGCCAAGGAAGAGCGCAAGCUGAAGGAAGAGGAGGAGAAGAAGGAACACGACAAGAAAGAGCAGUUCAUCUCGCCGAAGGACCGAACACCCCUUGAACCUGACGAGUGGUCCACGGUAAAGAACAAGAAGCAAGUAAAGGAGCAGAAAAAGAUCAAGGAGGAGGAGGACAAAAAGGAGCAGGAGAGGAAAGAUCAGGAGCGACAGCAGAAGGAGGAGGAGAACAAGCGCCGAGAAGCUGAGAGGAAAGCUGCGGCAGAUGCUCGCGAAGCAGAGCUUGCCAAAGCUCGAGAAGCCGUGAAUGGCGUGGCCGCCCCAAAGUCUUUCCCAAAGGCAGGCAAAGGCGGAGGAGGCAAAGGGGCCGGCAAGAAUGGCUUCCACCACGAUACGUCCUCAGCUUCCGCCCUCCCGCCGGACCCGGCCAUCCUCUUUGCGGGGCCCAAGCCAGAGCAAAACGGUGAUCACAAGGAGGAGUCGAAGCCGAAGGAGAAGGAGCCGGAGAAACCAAAGCCCAAGGAGGUGGAGAAGCCAAAGGAGAAGGAGGCAGAGGAGAAGCCGAAGGAGAAGGAGCCUGCGAAGGAGGAGAAGGACAUGAAGGACAUGAAGGACAUGAAGGACAAGGAGGUGGACAAGGAGCGAGAGAAGGUCAGAGAGAAGGAGCCAGAAAAGGACAAAGAGAAGGACAAAGAGCACUGGCAAGGCGGCCAGUGGUGGGAAGGCUCUGGCGAGAGAUGGAACAAGAGUUGGGACUGGGAGUCCUGGCGUGAAGAUGAUGGAGCCAAGCCUCAGAAUGGCCGCUGGGAGUGGAACAAGAAGUGGAAUGACUGGGACAAGUCGCAGGAUAGUGAUGGUUGGUGGGGGAACGAUUGGAAAAGAGGACGGAGUUGGUCCUGGCAGCGGAAGGACAAAGAUGAUGCUCGAGGUUGGCAAAGAAAAGAAGCACACGGUGCAAGAAGCGACAGAGCUGAGACAACAGAAAGGUCUGAUAAAUCCGAUCAGGCCGAAAAGUCUGAGAAAUGA